GAACAAUAUGUCAACUGGAGCCAGGUGCAGACCAAACGCCUGAAACGGGAAACCUCUUGUUGGGACUUUAAAGCUUACAGUUACAACAAAAACAGAAACCAUCCAGCAGCAGCAAUAACAUAAGACGGUUUCAAAAAACGUAGCUAUGGAGGAAGUCCAAGAACCUAAAGACUUCCGAGGAGAAGGGGAAAGAAGACGCAGCUCACUGGCAAGAAGUUUUCAGUUUACAAAGGACGACCUUCGUCUAAUGGAGGAGGCUGUCAGCCAUUGGCAGGCAGAUCACAGGCACAGUUACGAUAACUUAUUCCAAGAAGGAAAUUACAGGGAAUAUGAUCAUCAGGUAAAAGUCGAAAUGAAGGCCACAUUUAUGAAGGUGAUGGACAUCGACACACUCAGUCAACAGUUCGAAGCAGAGGCGUUCAUCCAAGCCAAGUGGGAGGAACCCAUUUUCUCUGGAAUGAGCCAACAGGAGCUGAAUCAGUUGUUGCCCACUGAUUUCUGGAACCCUCAACUGAAGGUCAUGAACUUAGCUGGGGAUUAUGACCAAGAGAGACGUUCCUACUUAGUUCGCUAUGAAGUUGGCUGUACAUCACCUGUUGUGUUACACCGAUGGAGGUUUAAAGGUGUCUUUCGAGAAAGUCUUGAGCUCAAGCAUUUCCCAUUUGAUGUUCAGGUAUUCCAGGACUUGAGUUUGCAGAUUUCUUCUGAGCGGUCAGUGGAUGAGAUUAAGAUGGUGCAUGAUCCCUGGCAUCUGAGUUCAGUGAACACCAAGGCAUUUCAGGAUUCGCAGGAAUGGUCCAUCUAUAGGCAUGUGGAAUGUAUUUUCAAGCGCACAUCUAUGGAGUAUGCAUCAUCUGCCAUCCACCCCAUUCUCUACUUCACUGUGCGGGUGAAGCGGAAUGUGGGGUACUUUCUUUGGAAUGUCGUCUUUAUUGUGUUUCUGAUUCUGUUGCUGACGUUCACCACAGCAUCAAUUGAUCCGACCUCUUCUGACAGACUGGUCAGCACCAUCACUCUCUUCCUGACCCUUGUGGCCUUCAAGAUGGUGGUCAAGCAGAGCUUGCCAACUAUUUCCUAUCUGACAUAUCUUGAUAUGUACAUUUUAGCAUCAUUGCUGUUUCUGGCGGUGUACUCUAUUGAAAAUGCCUUCAUUGCUGGCCACAAGACCACUGUGAAUAAUGACCUGCUCAAACAGUAUGAUGAACUGGCCAUUCUUGGUUUGGGCAUUCUCCUUAUUAUUUAUCACCUCCUUUUUAUCAUUCACAUCCAGGUCACGGCUCUUAAGCGAAGGAGGCAAAUGGCUGACCUUGACAAGAAAUAUGCUAUACAAGCCCAGGAGCUAUAUGCUAAGCGCCGAGAGUUUCUUUCUUCUGCCAAGCCUUCACCCCAGCCAGAAAAGCUAAUAAAGCCGCGUAGUAUCUCGUAAUUUCAGGAACCUGAGUGGAGUGUGCAGCUAUAGAAAGGUCUGAUGGUAAAACUCACUUGCAAUGAAUAUGUAGGACUUUGUACAGCCAUUAGACAAAUUAUGAUGGGUCCAUUGCAGUCAUAUUUUGGUUUAUUGGAAAACCUGUUGGACAUAUCACUUCUUUUUAAGCUAGAGAUGCAAGAAGACUUUGGGAUUCAGAGCACCUCUAUUGAUUGGUUUUCAGUCUGUUGGAUUCGUCACAGCCAAAGAUUCAUGAAACGAGCGAACCACUACACAUGGACUCUCUUGUCUAGGCAUAGUCUUUAUAGACACAUACUAGACUGCGUUAUAUCUUUUUUAUUAUCAUGACAAUUAAAUAAUAAAAUGCACAUUUUUAUCUCAAAUAAAAAAAGUAACAUUGACAAAAUAAAUAAUACACUGAACACUGCUAUAAACAGACUCAAGUAAUCUUUGCAAUUUUAAAAAAUACCGAUGAUUAGCUCCACCAAAAUUAUUCAUACCAUUCAGCAUAUUAGCAAGAAAAAUAAAAGGUAUGCAGUUUCACUUGGGGACCCUGACAUUAAUACAAGUAAAUUGUAUUUUAUUUCCUGUGCCCUGUACUGUUCUUGACAUAGUCCUGUUGCCCCUGUACCUGUAUUGCCACUGUUAUAGUACACUGCAAAUAAUAGUUUGAUAAAAAUUGCACAGCUGUGCCAUUCACGCACAUGAGUAUAGACCAGAUGAAAUGAUAAGGCAAAAUUUUUAAUACUUGUUUUACAGACAUAUUUAACACACUUGUUAUA
This is a messenger RNA of Pomacea canaliculata, 2208 nucleotides long. Its product is annotated as gamma-aminobutyric acid receptor subunit beta-1-like. The record is from RefSeq and is a predicted model, not a curated record. Gene Ontology annotation, biological process: monoatomic ion transmembrane transport; regulation of membrane potential; signal transduction. Gene Ontology annotation, molecular function: neurotransmitter receptor activity; transmembrane signaling receptor activity; extracellular ligand-gated monoatomic ion channel activity. The coding region runs from base 146 to 1426 and encodes 426 amino acids. Gene Ontology annotation, cellular component: neuron projection; synapse; membrane. Lineage: Eukaryota; Metazoa; Mollusca; Gastropoda; Architaenioglossa; Ampullariidae. The transcript has 9 exons.